This is a messenger RNA of Gadus morhua (Atlantic cod), 6355 nucleotides long. RefSeq names its product trichohyalin. Bases 619 to 6144 code for a protein of 1841 amino acids. The transcript has 29 exons. The record is from RefSeq and is a predicted model, not a curated record. NCBI's taxonomy places the organism in Eukaryota, Metazoa, Chordata, Actinopteri, Gadiformes, Gadidae.
UACAUGCAGAGCCUGUAAAGAUCUACACCACGCUUUAUGAAGACAUUUUGUCUGUUGUCUUCAGUUUCCAGUUAUGCUCCAAAAUGUAAUAUAUAAAUAUCAAUCUUGUAUUUCAGUUUAUAUUAAUGCUGUUUAUUAUUUUAUAUGAUUACUGUAUGCACUUGUUUUGUAAUGUUUAAGAAAUAAUUGUGUCCUUCACCACGCUUUAUGAAGACAUUUUGUCUGUUGUCUUCUGUUUCCAGGCCUUCUUUAAAAAAUAAGAAGAUAAAAAGCACGUCGUUGUCCAUCAGUUCUUCACCGAUUGACCACCGUUACACAAGCGCUCGGACCCCUAAUAAGUAUUACAAGAACCAAAGGUCAUCCAUGCUACAGGGGGCGCUGCGGAGGACGGACCGCUAGAACCUCCUCUUGAUUCCUUUGUCGGGGUACAGGCUGUUGUGUUCUGUAUUUUGAAUCCUCUUCUUCAAAUCCAGGGGUCUUAACCUUCCUAACUAUUGGACGUACCGUGUGGUUAACAGUCUGAUAGGUCAUUGGUCAAUGGGCAGGAGCUCAUGUGCAUUAAAGCUGCAGACACCAGAAACAGCAUUCUGUAGGGACUGAAACAGGAGAAUAGCGGAGAUGGACACAAACGUGCUGAUUGGCUGGCAAGAGGAGAGGGUGCGGCUUAGACGAGACGUGUCUCGUUUGCAGGAUGAGCUGGCUGAGAGCAACGCAGAGAGGGAGGAGCUGACUUCACGCUCACACGCACUGGACCACCGGUUGGUGAGCUGCCUCGACCCGUCUCUCUCUCUGCGUGGGUCAGGUGAGGAGAAGGAUUGGAGGAGAAGAGUGCGAGAGGGGAGGGAGAGGGAGGCACGACAGGCCCUACUCAUCCACAAGCUUCAGAACAAGGUGGUGGAGUUCCGAGAGCGAUACCAGGAAGUGAAACAGCGUCUCCAGGGAGAGGAGAGGGAGCUGGCCAACCAAGAGCGGAGGCUGCUGGACGCUCACAGCGAUUCCCUGGAGAGCACCCUCUUCAGGCUAGAGGAGCAGCAGCAGAGAUCUAUUGGACUGGCUGAGGGAAAUUCAUUUCUCAGACAGCAGCUCAGUCAAUCAGAGCAGACUAACCUUGCCUUGAGGGAGGAUCUCCAUAAGUUGACUGCUGAUUGGUCCAGAGCUGUCGAGGAAGCGGGGCUCAAAGAAGUAAAUUGGCAGAAAGAGAAAGAGGGUCUAAUAGGUCAUGUGACUAAGGAACAGGGACGUCUGAUGUGUUUAUGGAGAUCCGUCAUCACACUGAGAAGAGACUGUCUGUCCUUAAAGACCGCCACAGACAGGGACCUUUGUGAGCUGCGGUCUGGGUUCUCCUCCCUCUCCUCCUCACUCCUCACCUGCUGUGACUCCUUCACCUCUGUCUCCCUUCCUCUUGCACCCCCUCUUCAUUCCACCCUGGGGCCCUGCCAAUUGGAGGAGCUGCUGGGGGGAGAGGAGGAGAAAGAGGAGAAGGAGAGAGAUUUGACAGAACUGAAAGGAAGGGUGACAGAGCUCUCUCUCUUAGUGCAGUCUUUGGAGAGAGAGAGGGAGCGAUGGUUGGGGGAGAAGAUAAUGGAGGAUGAGGAGAAGGAGAGGAGGAGUGAGGUGGAGAGGAGCUACCAGUCUCUGAGCCAGGCUAUCCUAACCCUGUCCAGAGUCCUGGGCUCCUCCCCCGCCAAGGUAGAUCAUCUCUCCUCUCUGCUGGCGGUGUUGUCCCAGGCAGACAGCGCCCUCCAGAUGAGACACCAGAAACUACAGGAGGCGGAGGUGGUCAGGAGGAGGUUGGAGGAGCAGAAGGAGUCUCUACAGGACAGACUCUACCAGCUGGAGGCCGACCACUCAGAGACAAACACACUCCUGCAAACCACACACCUGCAGCUGGUAGACACCCAGCAGAAACUGGCCAGGGAGAGGGAGACAGUGAUGGGUCUACAGGCGGAGGUGGAGCUGGUUGGAAAGAGGGAGGAGGAGGAGAAAAGAGAGAGCAAGAGGAUGAGGAGAGAGAUGGAGCGGGAGGAGGAGGAGAGGAGACACGUGAAGAGAGACGGACAGAAAAGGUUGGAGGAGGGCCUGAUGGAGAUCGCCCAGCUGAAGGAGAGAGAGCUGAGAGGUCACAUGGAGAUCUACAGCCUGAAGGGGGCGGUAGAGAGAGAGAAGCUGGACAGACAGAGAGCAAAUGAGGAGGCUGUGGAGGCUGGAGAAGCUUUACAGAAGACCAGAGACAGUAUGGUGUUGCUGGUGUGUGAUCAGAACCUAAUGAAGAGACAGCUGGCUGAAACCAGGGACUCUCUGAACAAGAUGGCCGCUCUCAACCAAUCCCUGGUCGAGGACAAGAUGGAGCUCAACACCCACAUACUACAGGUGGAGGCAGAGUUGGCUGAUGGACAGUGCAAGCUCCAUGCUCUGAGGUCAGAGGUCACAUCAUUACAGAGGGAUUUGAGAGUGCUGAGCCAGGACUACAACCAGCUAAAGACCCAUAUUCAGACAGAAGAGGAGGUCCUUCUCCACCUGAGGGAGCGAGAACAAGCAAUGGAGAGAGCAGGGGAGGAGAGAGAGCGAAAGCUGGUUGGUCUGAUAAAGGAGAGAGAGCGAGAGGGAGAAGAACUGAAAGAGCUGUGUACCCAGCAUGCCUUGGUGCGGUCUGAGCUCCAGGAGGCAUGUAGUGAGUUGUCACGGGUUACGGAGGAGAAGAGGAGAGCAGAUAGAGGGAGGGAGGAGCAGCAGAGAAGGAGGGAGGAGCUGGAGAGGGAGAGACGAGACAAGCUGUCCUCUCUGGAGAGAGAGAGAGAGCUGCAAGUGGACGAUCAAGAGCAGCUCAGGUGUACGUUGGUGUCUCUCCACCAGCAGCUGAGGGACCAUCAGCAGCAGGUGUCUGUGUUGGAGAUGGACAGACAGCAGCUCCUCACUCAGACACUCACCCUGCAGCAGACUAAAGACACCCUGCAAGGAGAGAUGGUGUUCUUGAAGGAGGAGGUGGAGUGGGGGAGGAGCCAGGAGGAGGAGCAGAGAGAGAGAAGGCAGGAGGAAGGAAGAAGCAGGAGGCGGCAGGUGGAGACACUCGUGGAGGAGGUGGAGGAGCUGUCCAAGAUGAGGAAAGAAGGAGAGACGGGGAGGGAUAGGGAGAGAGAGGUGUGGCAGAGAGAGAGGGAGUGUCUGAGCAAAGAGCUGGGGAGGAGGGAAGCGGAGCAGUUGGUGAGCUCUAGUAGGUUGGAGGAGGUUUCCACCCUGUUGAGCGAGACAGAGAGGGAGGUGGAGAGGCUACAGCAUACUCAACGGCACCAUGACAAACAGCUGGAGGAGGAGAGAGGGACGGUCAGCCUGUGGAGAGAGAGAGCACAGGAGGAGGAGAGACAGAGGCAGAGACUGACGGUGUUGCUCGCCCAGGCGGAGGAGAGGAUGAAGAAAGGUGAGAAGGAGGUGAAGAGACAAGUGGAGCUGAUGAGGAGCAGCAGAGGGGAAGAGAGAGAGAGACUCAACCUCAGCCUCCAACAGCUAAGCGAAGAAAACAAACGGCUCAACCUAACAGAGAGAGAGAGGGAGAAAGAGAGACUGGAGGAGGAGAGAGAGAGACUGGAGGAGGAGAAAGAGAGGGUGAGGCUGACGGAGGAGAGAGAGAGGAAGAGAGCUGAGGAGAUGACACAAGCGAGAGAGAGGGAGAGACUGGUGGAGAGAGAGAGGCAGAGAGAGAUGGAGGCUUUGUGUGACCAAAUCGAGAGAUUGGAGAAAUUGGGAGCAGAGAAUGAGGUGCAGCAGUCCAGAAUGAUAUCUGAGGAAAAGAGGAGGGAGGGAUGGAGAGAAAGAGCUGAGGAGGCAGAGAAGGAGAGAGAGGAGGCGAAACUGAGGCUUUUGGAAAGAGAGCUGAGUCAUGAGGAAGAGUUGAAAGCGGAAAGGAGAGUGCGUGAGGAGGCGAAGGAGAGGCUGAGGAGGGCUGAAUCCCAGAUGAGGACCAGAGGAGAAGAGAUGGAGAGGAUGAACCAACGGGUGCUUGGUCUGCAAGGAGAGCAAGUGCGUGUAGAGGGAGAGCUCCUGAGGAGGAGAGAGGAGGAGAGGGAGAGAGAGAUGGACCUCCUGAGGAGCAGAGAGAGGGAGAGAGAGAUGGACCUCCAGAGGAGGAGAGAGGAGGAGAAGGAGAGAGAGAUAGACCUCCUGAGGAGCAGAGAGAGGGAGAGAGAGAUGGACCUGAGGAGAAGAGAGGAGGAGAAGGAGAGAGAGAUAGACCUCCUGAGGAGCAGAGAGGAGGACAGGGAGAGAGAGAUGGACCUCCUGAGGAGCAGAGAGGAAGAGAGAGGGAGGGAAAUAGACCUCCUGAGGAACAGAGAGGAGGAGAGGGAGAAAGAGAUUAACCUCCUGAGGAGCAGAGAGGAGGAGAAGAAGAGUGAGACAGACCUCCUGAGGAGGAGAGGGGAGGAGAGAGGGAGGGAGUACGAGCUGAAUAAGGUGAGGAUGAGUGUGGUGGAGGAAGAGAGGGAUGAGAUGAAGAAACAGUUGGAGGAGAAAGACCGCAAUCUGGAGCACCAGAGGAGUAUAUUGAGGGUGAAAGAGAAGGAGGUGAAUACCCUGCAGGAGCAAGCCCAGCUCCUGCAGGAGGAGGUGGGGGAGGAGAGGAGAGAGAGGGAGGAGCAACAGAGAAAGCGAGAAGAGAGAGACGCAGAGCUGAGGAGCAGGCUGGCGGAGCUGGAGGACAAGCAGUCCCGGGGGAGGGAGAGGGGAGAGAGGGAGAGAGAGGAGAGAGAGAGAAUCAAGGAGGAGAUGAUGCAAGCUGAGGAGGAGAACAGGAGGCUGCAGGAGAAAGUGAGGAAGCUGAAAGGGGAGCGGGAGGGCCUGGGGAGGAGGCUGGAGGAGUUCGAGAGUAGGCAGCGACUGCUGCAGGAAGAGCAGGAGGAGGAGCUGAAGAGGACCAGGGAAGAGCUGAGAGAAGUGUCAGGUCUGGAAGUGUGGAAGGUGGAGGAGGAGAGGAUGAGGAGGGGGAUAAAGACUUCCCUGGAGGAGGUGGACUCCCUCAAGCACCUUCUAUCAGAGAAAACAGAGGAGGCACAGCACCUUCACAGCGCCCUGCUGGAGGGGAAGCAGGAGGUGGAGCGGGUCAAGGAGGAGACCCUCCAGGCUGCCAGGGAGGAGGUCCUCCGCCAGAGGGAGGAGAUGGAUAAAGAAAGAGAGGAGGAGAGAGGAGAGCUACAGGGGUUGAGGGCCAGAACAAAUGCUCUGAUACAGAGAAGAGGGGAGGUGAAGGAGGAACUGGAGAGGGAGAUGGUGGAGAGGGAGUGGAGGAGGAGGAUGGAGGUUCUGGAGGAGCAGAAGAAGGGUCUGAGUGAAGAGGUGAGCAUGCCAGAGGAGAAGCGAGAGAGGGACCUAAAAAACGUUAAGCAACAGAAGGAGGGAGAGAAGCCAAUGGCGGACAGGAGGAGCAGGAUGAGUGGAGGAACGGAGGAGGACAGAUGUGGAGGUCUUUCCUCUCUUUUCCAGGAGACGGAGGAGAUACUCUUGAAGGACAAAGAGGAGGAGGUGUACCUGCUGACCAAGAGGACAGGGGAGCUGGCUGAGGACAGAGACAGAAUCUUAUCGGCUCUGGAGCAGACGGAGGCUGCUCUGAUUAGCUACAAGGAGAGGGGCCUUUCCAAUGAGCAGGAUAUUGACCUCGUACCAAGGGUUGCCUUGCUCCAGAGAACUGUAGCAGAGCUGGAAGUGGACCAGCGACGUCUGACAACAAGAAGCUCUCAGCUGAAACAUCAGAACCAUCGACUCAGGAGCCACCGGAAGGUGCUCCGCCACAGGCUGAGAAUGGUAGAAGAGGAAAGAGGAAUCCUCUCGGCUCCGCUCACCCAGUCAGACAGCAGAUCUCAGCAGAUCAUAGAAACUGAUGGAGAAACGCCACGACUGAAGAACAGAAUCAGAGAACUGGAAGAACAGGUCCACCGUUUGCGUCUCACUCUUUCUCUUGACAGUCAGGAGAUGUGGGACUUCAUCGAAAGCUCCUCUAAGAACAACCAAUCGGUUCUCUCCCUGCGGCGGGACCUCAGCCUGUCCCUGGAUGCCGUCUCCAGGAAGCCCCUCCAAUCGGUUCUGCAGACUGAAACCCAGCGAUUGGACCGUAGCCUCAGGGAGGAGGAGUUUAGAAUGUCUCUAAGCCACUUAUGACUCAUACAGCCCUGGUUGGUCCAGGUUGAAGAGUGUUUGGUACUGAUAGUUAUAUGAUAUAUAUAUAUAUGUGUGUGUGUGUGUAUAUGUUUUAUCAGGGUGGGUCAGUGUCUAGAAGCUUCACCACAAGGUUGUGUUUCUUGCCUCGUUUUAUGUUUGAAGGGAUCACUGUAAAAUAUGCUUACUUCAAUAAAAUGUCAUUGAGCAUCCA